This is a messenger RNA of Cynara cardunculus var. scolymus (artichoke), 12070 nucleotides long. RefSeq names its product E3 ubiquitin-protein ligase UPL1-like. The transcript has 17 exons. Gene Ontology annotation, molecular function: ubiquitin-protein transferase activity; protein binding. Lineage: Eukaryota; Viridiplantae; Streptophyta; Magnoliopsida; Asterales; Asteraceae. Bases 332 to 11554 code for a protein of 3740 amino acids. The record is from RefSeq and is a predicted model, not a curated record. Gene Ontology annotation, biological process: protein polyubiquitination; proteasome-mediated ubiquitin-dependent protein catabolic process; positive regulation of protein catabolic process.
UUUUCUUUGUGAAUCGUCCGGGGACGACAGUAGCUUCUUGCUUGAGUAAUUCUCUGUUCUUCUCUUCCCUUAUCCAUCAAUCAAUAUCAGCAAACCCUAAUCCAUGAUCGCACAAUUACUUUUUUCACUUUGAUCAACAGUCGGCAUAAGAAGAAAAAACCCUUGUCUCGAAAACCCUUGAAUCCAACCAUUUAUUGAUUGAUUCUCUUAAUUCAAUAAUCUGAUCGAUUUGCUUUGAUGCCAAUUGAUUAUAUGUAAUACUAAUCGUACAAUCAACGAUUCUAUCGGCUGUGUUUUUGUGGCCAAUGCUAUUUGUCAGGUUGAUUUCAGGAUGAAGUUGCGGAGAAGGAGGGCAUCAGAAGUGCCUCCCAAAAUUGGGUCCUUCAUCAAUGGUGUACUUGCUGCUCCGCUUGAAAGUAUCGAAGAUCCCUUGAAAAGCUUCUUCUGGGACUUUGACAAGGGAGACUUCCAUCACUGGGUUGAUCUAUUUAACCACUUUGAUACUUUUUUUGAGAAAUACAUAAAACCAAGGAAGGAUUUGCAAGUUGAGGAUGAUUUCUUGGAGCUUGAUCCUCCCUUCCCAAGGGAGGCUGUCCUGCAGAUUUUGCGUGUUGUAAGGAUAAUUUUGGACAACUGCACAAAUAAGCAUUUCUAUAGUUCCUAUGAGCAUCAUCUUUCUUCUCUGCUGGCUUCCACCGAUGCGGAUGUGGUUGAAGCCUGUCUACAAGCUUUAUCAUCUUUCUUAAGGAAAUCAAUUGGAAAACACAUCAUAAGAGAUACAUCUCUAAGUCCAAAGCUAUUUGCUUUUGCACAAGGUUGGGGUGGGAAGGAUGAAGGACUUGGGUUGGUUGCUUGUGCCGUAGAGGAUGUAUCUGACCCAGUAACUCAGGAGUUGGGCAGUACCCUCCAUUUUGAGUUCUAUGCGGUGAACGAUUCAUUGAAGGAAAACUUAGCUGCAGAACAGGCAACCGAAGGUUUACAGAUUAUCCACUUGCCUAAAGUCAAUACUUGCGAAAACUCUGAUAAUGAUCUCUGGCACAAGUUAGUUGAAGAGUAUAAAGUUCCUCGUGGUUUAAGAUUCUCCCUUUUGACAAAAUUGCGUUUUGCAAGAGCUUUCAGCUCCUUUGCUGGCCGACAACAGUACACGUGCAUUCGCUUGCAUGCGUUUAUAGUUCUUGUUCAAGCAUGUGGUGAUACUGAUGAUCUGGUCUCCUUUUUUAACACUGAGCCUGAGUUCAUCAAUGAAUUAGUCACUCUGCUGAGCUAUGAAGAUGCAGUCCCUGAAAAAAUUCGAAUAUUAAGUCUGUUUUCAUUGGUUGCUCUCUGUCAAGAUCGCUCUCGGCAGCCAACAGUGCUGUCUGCUGUAACGUCCGGUGGGCAUCGUGGCAUCCUAUCUAGCCUCAUGCAGAAGGCUAUUGAUGCCGUGGUUAGUAAAUCGUCUAAAUUUUCUGUGCUCUUUGCUGAGGCUCUGCUCUCCUUGGUCACUGUGUUAGUUUCGUCCUCAUCUGGCUGUUCUGCAAUGCGUGAAGCAGGGUUUAUACCGACCCUUCUGCCUCUUCUUAAAAACACAGAUCCUCAGCAUUUGCAUUUAGUCAGCACUUGUGUACAUGUUUUAGAAGCAUUUAUGGAUUACAGCAAUCCAGCUGCUGCUUUAUUUCGUGACCUUGGAGGAUUAGAUGAUACAAUUUUUCGACUGAAGGUAGAAGUUUCUCAUGUUGAAAAUGGCUCAAAGCAAGAAGGCACUUCUGUAGAGAUGGAUAGUUCUGAAUGUAGCAAUAGUCAAGUUGUUGCUGGUACAUCUUCUGAAUUGGAUAGUAUGCAACCUCUUUAUUCUGAAGCGUUGGUGUCAUACCACCGGAGGUCCCUGAUGAAAGCUUUACUGCGUGCUAUAUCCCUUGGGACGUAUGCUCCUGGAACCACUGCUCGUGUUUAUGGUUCCGAAGAAAGUCUGUUGCCACAUUGCUUAUACGCGAUCUUUAGAAAAGCUAAAGAUUUUGGUGGUGGCAUGUUUUCUCUAGCAGCAAUUGUCAUGAGUGAUCUCAUCCACAAAGACCCUACUUGUUAUUCAAUCUUAGAAGAAGCUGGUCUUCCAUCUGCGUUUUUAGAUGCUAUAAUGGAGAGUGUGCUCUGCUCUGCUGAAGCAAUAACAUGUAUACCUCAGUGUUUGGAUGCCUUGUGCCUUAGUAAUAGUGGCCUCCAGGCGGUGAAAGAUCGUAAUGCUUUGAGGUGCUUUGUGAAAAUAUUUACAUCAAGAAUGUAUGUACGUGUCCUUAUGGGUGAUACUCCAAGUUCAUUGUCUAGUGGUCUGGAUGAACUAAUGAGACAUGCUUCUUCCCUACGUGGGCAUGGGGUAGAUAUGUUGAUUGAGAUUUUGAAAACCAUCGAAAAGAUUGGAUCUGGACCUGAAGCGGCUUCAUCCACCACUGAAACUCCAAGCUAUUCUUCAGUUCCAAUGGAUACUGAUGUCCUUGAUAAGUUGGGGGAUAUCCCUGACUCGGGGCAGUGCAGCAAGAUUCAAAAUCCUGAGAAGCAUCCUGAGCCAUCUUCUGAUACAUCUUUGUUUAAUGUUGAGUCCUUUCUCCCUGAUUGUGUUAACAAUGUUGCUSGUCUGCUUGAAACRAUUCUUCAAAAUUCKGACACAUGYCGUAUAUUUGUUGAGAAAAARGGAAUUGAAGCUGUUMUGCAGUUAUUUACUUUGCCUYUGAUGCCUKCYUCWGUUUCURUUGGACAGAGCAUMUCUGUUGCUUUUAAGAGCUUCUCUCCACAUCAUUCUGCAUCYCUUGCUCGAGCAUUAUGUYUUUWCKUGAAAGARCWUUUGAARUCAACAAAUGAGCUACUGGCUUCUCUUGGUGGUAUGCAGCUUKCGCUGGUAGACGAGAUUAAAAGGACAAAGGUAUUGAGGUGYCUUUCUAGUCUUGAAGGUACAUUGUCKCUUUCAAAUUCUUUGUCGAARGGRACUACUAAUCUUGUGUCUGAACUGGGAACUUCUGAUGCGGAKGUGYUGAGAGAUCUUGGAGUUGCUUACAGGGAAAUACUCUGGCAAGUUUCUAUUUGUUGUGAUUCUAAAGUGGAUGAGAAGCAGAGUAAUGAAGCAGAGGCCGAAAAUGUUGAUGCUGCUGUUGGUGGUAAUGCUGAUACUGCCGCUGCUGCAAGUAACACUGUUGAAAGGGAAAGYGAUGAUGAUGCGAGCAUGCCGGUGGUGAGAUAUAUGAAYCCUGUUUCUGUUCGGAAUAGUUCACACCCCCACUGGGGUUUAGAGCGWGAYUUYGUUUCRGUUGUYAGAUCUGGUGAAGGCUUCAGUCGGCGCAGUCGACAUGGAUUAGCACGUAUACGAGGAGGAAGAACCGGUAGACAUCUUGAUGCAUUACAUAUUGAUCCUGAGGCCUCUGUGAGUAACAAUGAGACAAGUUCUUCCCAGGAUGUGAAGACAAAAAGCCCUGAGGUUCUUGUUAUGGAAAACCUUAACAAACUUKMUUCUACCAUACGUUCUUUYUUUACYACUCUUGUAAAAGGAUUYCCAUCAUCUAAUCGCCGGAGGGCUGAAGCUGCAUCACUAAGUACUGCUUCAAAGAACAUUGGGACAGCACUGGCGAAAGUUUUUCUUGAGGCACUUAGUUUUCCAGGGUACAGCGUGGGUUCUGGUCUUGGUACGUCAUUAACAGUGAAGUGCCAAUAUCUUGGAAAGGUUGUGGAUCAYAUGGCWGCRCUAACAUUUGAUAGUAGGCGUCGURUCUGCUAUACSGUAAUGRUAAAUAACUUCUAUGUCCAGGGGACCUUCAAGGAACUACUYAACACUUUUGAAGCUACAAGYCAGUUGCUAUGGACAUUGCCUUAUUCUGCUUCRACWKCUGGUGKURAYCAUGAAAARGRUGAAAGAAGCAAAUUGUCUCACAGUACAUGGUUACUUGACACGUUACAGAGCUACUGUCGUCUUCUAGAGUUUUUUGUUAACUCUACCUAUCUUUUGUCUCCAACCUCCACACUUCAAGCUCAGUUGCUUGUACAGCCUGUGGCUGUUGGCUUGUCAAUUGGGUUGUUUCCUGUWCCUCGAGAUCCYGAARUGUUUGUUCGUAUGCUGCAAUCKCAGGUUCUGGAUGUCAUYCUUCCUGUCUGGAACCAYUCUAUGUUUCCUGGUUGUAAUCCUGSAUUCRUUACUACAAUUGUGACACUUGUCACCCAUAUAUAUUGUGGUGUUGGUGAUGCAAAACGAAGUCRMAKURGUGGGUCUGGGGGUGCUAAYCAGAGGUUCAUGCCUCCACCUGAUGAAGCCACUAUUUCUACCAUUGUAGAGAUGGGAUUUACGAGGGCAAGGGCAGAAGAAGCGUUAAGACGUGUUGAAACGAAUAGUGUCGAGAUGGCCAUGGAGUGGUUGUUCAGUCAUGCCGAAGAUCCUGUGCAGGAGGAUGAUGAAUUGGCAAGAGCACUUGCUUUAUCUCUAGGAAACUCAUCAGAAACUUCUAAAGUUGAUAGCACAGAAAAAUUGGCUGAUGUCCAAACAGAAGUGGCAGAGGCAAAGACACCGCCCAUAGAUGACAUUCUUGCUGCGACGAUGAAAUUGUUUCAAAGUAGUGAUUCAAUGGCUUUCCCGUUGACAGAUUUGCUUGUCACCUUCUGCAGUAGGAAUAAAGGAGAAGAUCGCCCAAAAGUGAUAUCGUAUCUUAUUCAACAGCUGAAACUCUGCCCACUCGAGGCUUCAAAGGAAACCAGUACACUCUGUAUGAUAUCACACACAUUGGCAUUGCUUCUUGCUGAAGAUGUUACCGCUAGAGAAAUUGCUGUGAAGAAUGGCAUUGUCUCCAUAGCAAUUGAUAUCUUGAUGAAGUUCUUGGUAGAAAUCGAGUCACAAAAUGAACUUUUGGUACCAAAAUGCAUCAGUGCUCUGCUUCUUAUCUUGGACAAUCUGUUGCAUACGAGGCCCAACUUCUCUUGUGACAGUAAGGAAGGAACACAAGCAGGAUCUUUACCUGAUCCGAGGCAAGAACAAGCAUCUCUUUCAGUUCCUCAGGAAGGUAUUGAAGAGAAACCUACUCCAGUUAGUGUGGAUAAAGAAAAAGGCAGUGCAUUUGAAAAGAUAUUUGGAAAAUCUACUGGUUAUCUGACUGUUGAAGAGGGUAAUAGGGUACUGACUGUUGCCUGUGAUCUGAUCAAACGACAUGUUCCUGCUAUGGUCAUGCAGGCAGUUCUUUUGUUAUGUGCUCGCUUGACCAAAACACACGCUCUGGCUUUGCAGUUUCUUGAAAAUGGAUGUAUGAUUGAUCUUUUCAGUAUACCAAAGACUUGCUUCUUCCCUGGAUAUGACACAGUAGCUUCUGCCAUCAUUCGACAUCUCAUUGAAGAUCCUCAGACACUACAAACAGCAAUGGAAUUGGAGGUACGGCAAGCUCUAAGUGGGAGCCGUCAUGCUGGUCGUGUUCCUCCRCGAGUAUUUUUGACAUCUAUGGCUCCUCUUAUUUCUAGAGAUCCCGAGGUCUUCAUGAAAGCGGCGACAGUCGUAUGUCAAGUGGAAACCACUGGAGGGAGAACUGUUGUAUUAUCCAAAGAAAAGGAGAAAGAGAAGGAGAAAUCAAAAGCACCUGGUGUUGAAAUUGGAGCAUCUUCUACUGAAUGUGCUCGUGUACCAGAAAAUAAAUCUCAAGAUGGGCCAACGAAGUGUGGCAAGGGUCAGAAGAAGAUUCCUGCUAAUCUCACCCAGGUCGUUGAUCACCUGCUUGAAAUUGUCUUGAAAUAUUCUUCAUCGAAUCCUGAGGAAGAUUGCACUAGAUCUGCUAAUGCCAUGGACGUAGACGAGUCUGCUGCUAACAAGGGUAAAACGAAGGUGGAUGAUACAAGGAUAGAAUUGGACAGUCUUUCAGAAAGAUCAGCAGGGUUAGCUAAGGUGACUUUUGUCCUCAAGUUGCUKAGUGAUAUUCUUCUGAUGUAUGUACAUGCAGUUGGAAUAAUUCUGAAACGUGAUCUGGAGAUGUGUCAACAUCGGGGACAUAAUCAGCUGGAAUAUCCUGGACACGGUGGGAUAGUGCACCAUGUUAUGCAUCAACUUCUCCACCCUUGUAUGGAUAAGUCUUCUGGGAAUGGAUCUGAUGAAUGGAGAGGGAAAUUAUCAGAAAAAGCUUCAUGGUUUUUGGUGGUUUUAUGUGGUCGCUCAAGCGAAGGGCGUAGGCGUGUGAUAAAUGUACUUGUUAAAGCUUUGUCUUCGUUUGCAAACUCAGCCAACAAUUCAUCUAAGCACAGUUUAUUGCCAGAUAAAAAGGUCACUGCUUUUGUAGAUUUGGUUUAUUCAAUUUUGUCAAAAAAUUCAUCGUCCGGCAAUGUACCUGGUUCUGGAUGCUCCCCAGAUAUAGCUAAAGGAAUGAUUGAUGGAGGAAUGAUUCCAUGCCUAUCCAGUAUUCUUCAGGUGCUAGAUCUAGACCAUCCUGAUGCCCCAAAAGUUGUAAAUAUCAAUCUUAAAUCUUUGGAAGCCUUAACACGGGCUGCCAAUGCUGUGGAACAACUUACAUUAUCUGAUUUGGCCAACAAGAAAAAGUCUGUUGGUUUGAGUACGAGAUCUGAUAAUCAGAUGAUUAAUACUCCAGUUGAUCAGAUACCAGUGGGUAAUCGUAGCAGUAGUCAACAUGAGAUCACAGGCACUGAUGAUGCUGAGCAACAUCAUGAAGAAACAACUCAAGUUGAAGGUGGUCACCAAGCAAAUAUAAACCAGCCGGCAGAGCAGGAGCUGAGAAAUGAAAUGGACGAAACUGAGAAUGCAAAUCAUUCUGUGGAGCUGGGGAUGGGUUUCAUGCAUGAAGAGAUGGAAGAUGGCGGUGUUUUACGGGAUUCUGAUCAAAUUGAGAUGACAUUUCAUGUUGAGAGUAGGGAAGGCGAUAAUACUGGUGAUGAAGAUGAUGACAUGGGAGAUGAUGGUGAGGAGGAUGAGGAUGAUGAUGAUGGUGAUGACGAGGAUGAGGAUAUAGCUGAGGAUGGUACUGCUUUGAUGUCCCUAGCUGACACGGAUGUGGAGGACCAUGAUGAAACUGGCUUGGGAGAUGAAUAUAAUGAUGAUAUGGUUGAUGAAGAGGAUGAUGAUUACCAUGAAAAUCGUGUUAUUGAGGUAAGAUGGAGGGAGGCCCUUGAUGGGGUACUUGGGCAACCAGGAGCUGAUAGUGGRCUUAUUGACAUUGCUGCAGAGCCCUUUGAAGGGGUGAAUGUGGAUGACCUUUUUGGCCUUCGAAGACCUCUAGGCUUUGAUCGCCGUCGUCAGCAGAGUAGAACCUCAUUUGAGAGAUCUGGUACAGAGGCGAAUGGUCUGCAGCAUCCUCUUCUAUUGAGACCAUCACAGUCUGGUGACUUGGGUUCAGUGUGGUCAUCAGGUGGCAACUCAUCUCGGGAUUUAGAAUCAUUGUCUGGUGGGAACUUUGAUGUUACCCAUUUCUAUAUGUUUGAUUCUCCUGUUCUUCCCUUCGAUCAUGUACAAUCUACCGUAUUUGGUGACAGAGUUGGAGGUGCAGCGCCACCACCACUGGCUGAUUUUUCUGUGGGUUUGGAGUCAUUGCGUGCAUCUGGACGAAGAGGACCCGGAGAUGGCCGUUGGACUGAUGAUGGGCAACCACAAGCAGGUGGUCAGGCUGCUGCUAUUGCACAGGCCGUAGAAGAGCAGUUCAUGUCUCAGUUACGCGGUACUGCUCCUUCAUCCAGUUCUGCUGAAAGGCCUAAUUUUAAUUCAGGAUCUUUAGGGAGACAAUCAGAUUCCCCCUUAGGCAAUGAUAAUCAUUUGGCAGCAGAGGGUGUGGAUAGUGAUGCUCUGCAGAAUGAAGGUCGGCAUGGUGAGAAUGAUCAAAAUACUCUCCAUCAACAGCUUAAUGAAAUGGUUGAAAAUGUUGCCAGUCAGGAACAAGUUCAGCCUAAUAUGGUUGUGGAACAAAUGGGAGAACAACAAGCACAAGGGCCCUGCCCUGAUGUUGUAAAUAAUGCACACGAUGGUCAUGAUAACAUGGAACUUGGAGAAGGAAAUGGGAGUGUGAAUGAGCUUCAGGAGUUGUCAGCAACUGAAGACGUGGCGAGUAAUCAUCUGGUAAUUGCAACUGAUGAUGUGCCCAAUUCUGGUGAUCAUCAUGCUAUAGUUACUGGAAAUGACGAUGUUGAUAUGAAUGCUGAUUCUGAAGCAAAUCAAGGAGGGGAUCCCUUGCCUUCGAUCGCUGUCAUAGAGGAAUCAUCAUCUGGACAGAACACUCGGAUUGCCCAGGUCAAUGGUCAAACUGGUCAAUCAGAUGAAACAGAUGCAACUAUUGUGGCCCCAAAUGCAAAUGGCAUAGAUCCAACCUUCUUGGAGGCACUACCUGCAGAUCUGAGGGCAGAAGUACUUGCUUCACAACAAGCUCAAUCUGCCCCAGCUCCGGUUUCUGCUCCUGCUACAGCUGAAGACAUUGAUCCAGAAUUUUUAGCCGCUCUUCCUCCAGACAUCCAAGCCGAAGUUUUAGCACAACAACGUGCACAGAGGGUUGCACAUCAGGCUGAAGGGCAACCUGUGGACAUGGAUAAUGCUUCAAUUAUAGCUACUUUUCCAGCGGAUUUGCGCGAAGAGGUGCUAUUGACGUCUUCAGAGGCAGUUCUUUCAGCAUUGCCCUCUCCGUUGCUUGCCGAAGCACAAAUGCUCAGGGAUAGAGCUAUGAGUCACUAUCAGGCCCGUAGCUUGUUUGGAAGUAGCCACAGAAUCGAUAACCGUAGAAACGGAUUGGGAUUUGAUAGGCAGACAGUAAUUGAUAGGGGUGUUGGCGUUACAAUAGGACGAAGAACAUCUUCUGCUCUUCUAGAAAGCUUGAAAAUGAAGGAAGUUGAGGGGGAGCCCCUUUUAGAUCCUGGUGCUUUGAAAGCGUUGAUCAGGCUUCUACGACUAGCACAGCCCCUUGGGAAAGGCCUUCUGCAAAGACUUUUCCUAAACUUAUCUGCUCAUAGUCGUACAAGGGCAAUCCUUGUUUUUUUGCUACUGGACAUGAUCAAGAUGGAAGCUGAAGGUCCUGUAAGUGGAUUGACAGUAGUAAAUUCUCAGAGGCUUUAUGGGUGUCUGUCUAAUGUUGUUUAUGGCCGAUCACAGCUCUUAGAUGGUCUCCCGCCGCUAGUCCUGCGUCGGGUCCUUGAGAUUUUGACGUACUUGGCUACAAAUCAUUCUUCUGUUGCUAAUUUGCUGUUCUACUUUGAUUCUUCACUUGUUCCGGAGUCCUUGAAUCUCAAAUACCAUGAUAGGAGGAAUGAUAAGGGAAAAGAGAAGGUUGUUGAAGGAAGAGACAUCUCUCAUCCUGUUGGAUUGGAGGGUAAUAUUCCUGUAUUAUUGUUUGUAAAGCUCUUGAAUCAAUCGCUUUUCCUUCGCAGUAUUGCUCAUCUCGAACAGGUCAUGGGACUGCUUCAAGUUGUUGUAUACACUGCUGCUUCAAAGUUAGAUUGCCAAUCGCAUGCUGAACAAGCAGUGACCAGUUCCCAAGGUCUGCCUGGCAAUGAAGCUGCUGAUCAUCCUCAGGGAGAUUCUUUCUCGGCAGGAGCAGAACCUAGUCAGAAUGAUAAAAGUGUCAGUGAUGGAUUAUCUACGUCAGAUGACCAAAAAAGUGUCAACAUGUAUGACAUCUUCAUGAAGCUACCACAAACUGAUCUACAUAAUCUAUGCAGCCUCCUUGGCCAUGAGGGGCUAUCAGAUAAAGUUUACCUGCUUACUGGGGAAGUUCUGAAGAAGUUGGCCUCAGUUGCUGCCUCGCAUCGAAAAUUCUUCAUUGUGGAGCUUUCAGAUUUAGCUCAUAGUCUAAGCAGUUCAGCCAUCCGAGAACUUAUCACACUGAAAAACACUCAAAUGUUGGGUCUGAGUGCCGGAUCCAUGGCUGGGGCUGCUGUUCUAAGAAUCCUGCAGACACUUAGCUCUCUCACUGUACCUGAUAUUGAUGGCAGUAAGGGUGUGAAAAGUGGUGACAAUCAGGAGCAUGUUACCAUGUGGAAAUUAAAUGUUUCACUUGAGCCUUUGUGGCAAGAAUUGAGCGAGUGUAUAAGUGUGACAGAGACGCAGUUGACACAAGGCUCCUUUUCUUUGGUUAUUUCAAAUGCCAACGCGGCCGAGCAUGUUCAGGGCUCUUCAUCUCCUCCUCUCCCACCUGGAACUCAGAGGCUUUUGCCCUUCAUUGAGGCCUUUCUGGUCCUGUGUGAAAAGCUUCAAGCAAACAAUUCUCUUCUGCAGCAAGAUGAUGCCACCUAUGCAACCGCAACGGAAGUUAAGGAGAUCUCCGGGAAUUCAUCACCUAGUGGGGUGAGGAUUGAUGGUGCUGUGACAUUUGCUCGGUUCGCUGAGAAACAUCGGCGGCUUUUGAAUGCCUUUAUCAGGCAAAAUCCUGGCUUAUUGGAGAAGUCACUUUCUAUGAUGCUGAAAGCACCGCGGUUAAUUGACUUUGACAACAAAAGAGCGUAUUUCCGUUCUAGAAUUAGGCACCAACAUGAUCAACACUUAACUGGACCGCUGAGGAUAAGUGUUCGACGAGCAUAUGUGUUGGAAGAUUCCUACAAUCAGUUGCGGAUGCGACCCAGUCAGGACUUAAAAGGUCGUUUAAAUGUUCAUUUUCAAGGUGAAGAGGGUAUCGAUGCGGGUGGUUUGACAAGAGAAUGGUAUCAAUUGUUGUCGAGGGUAGUAUUUGACAAAGGAGCUUUGCUUUUUACAACUGGAGGAAACAAUGCAACCUUCCAGCCAAACCCUAAUUCUGUUUAUCAAACAGAGCAUCUUUCUUACUUCAAAUUUGUGGGCCGUGUGGUUGCUAAAGCUCUGUUUGAUGGGCAACUGUUGGAUGUUUACUUCACCCGUUCCUUCUAUAAACAUAUCCUCGGUGUGAAGGUAACAUAUCAUGAUAUAGAGGCUGUUGAUCCUGAUUAUUAUAAGAACUUGAAGUGGUUGUUGGAGAACGAUGUAAGUGAUAUACUGGACCUGACAUUUAGCAUGGACGCCGAUGAAGAAAAGCACAUCCUUUAUGAGAAAACAGAGGUUACUGAUUACGAGCUCAAACCGGGUGGACGGAAUAUAAGGGUAACAGAAGAAACAAAGCACGAGUAUGUGGAUCUCGUUGCUGAACAUAUACUUACAAAUGCGAUACGACCUCAAAUUAAUUCCUUUUUGGAGGGUUUUAACGAGUUGAUACCGCGUGACCUCAUUUCUAUUUUCAACGAUAAAGAGCUUGAGCUGCUGAUUAGUGGACUUCCGGAAAUCGAUUUGGAUGAUCUGAAGGCCAACACUGAAUAUACCGGAUACACAGUUGGUUCUAUUGUUGUUGUGUGGUUUUGGGAAGUUGUAAAAGCAUUUAACAAGGAAGAUAGGGCGAGAUUGCUUCAAUUUGUGACGGGUACAUCAAAGGUUCCGUUGGAAGGUUUUAAAGCAUUGCAAGGUAUAUCCGGUCCACAAAGAUUUCAAGUUCACAAAGCUUAUGGAGCUCCCGAGAGGCUGCCGUCAGCUCAUACUUGUUUCAACCAAUUAGAUCUUCCUGAAUACCCGUCAAAGGAACAUCUUCAGGAGCGAUUACUACUUGCUAUCCACGAAGCUAGUGAAGGGUUCGGGUUUGGAUAGUGAUAUAAAUCUGGCUGCUUCACAUUGUAGUGUCCCAUUUCAGCCAUUGCUAUGUUAUGUAAAUAAUGAACAUCAAUUUGAAGACGCAAGAAGAUGGAUCACGCCGAACAAGCAUUUUUGGGUCAUACUCGUAGCAUGGGAAUGCAAUGCGGUCUUAUGGGUUAUAAAAAAAGAUUAAAUUUGAAGAUUCCGCAGGCUGGCUUCGUGUAAAUCGUAGCUGUUUUCGGUUGAUAGCAAACAACCAGCUGAACCCAAAAGCUUGCAUGGAGUAGUUUGGGGAUAUGUUUGCCAUGUGUUUUAUGGUAAAUUAUAUGGGUAUGAAAUUUGUUGUGAAGUGGGUUCAUAGUGAUUUUAUGUUUAUUGAAAAAGGUCAAGAAUAAGUUUUGUGGUCAUGAAGAAAAAAUAACCACCACUUCCUGGUGUUGUUUGGAUUUGUUGGAAUUAUAGCGAACGAAUAAAGAAAAUACAUCGUUUCGGUUUAUGGGAUUUGAUACGUUUGAAAACGAGUUUUGGAUC